CCCAGAUCCGCCGGACGUCAUGCAGCUCGCCAUCUCCAUCGCUGUGGUUCUAGUGGCUUUGUCUGUCGUGACAGAGUCCGCAGAGGUUUCCGUGACAGAGCCCACCUUGUCCAAAAAGUUCGAGAGGUUCCAAGAAGAUGUCAAGACGUUCUUCGACAAUUUCGGAGAGAAAGCCAAAGGAGCUCUCAACGACCUGCACAACAGCAAAAUCAGCAACAAGACCAGGAACUGGUUUUCGGAGAAUUUCCAGAAGCUGAGGGAGAAAUUCCGGACCACCUUCAACCCUAGGGAAACUGAUUAGAGGCGCUCUUCUGAACUGACAGGGAAGGUGUAUUUCCCCCCUCUUCCAUCUCCCCCCAGGCGUGUCUCUGACUGGAAAGAAAUUGCCACAACGACCACCCUGCAGAGUCUGUGGGGGCCCCUGUAGUCUGCCCGCCUCUCUCGACUGCCGCUUUGUUUUCUACUUUUGUUAUGUUUUUAUUGCCUGCAUUUAUCAGAUGCCAAUAAAGCCUUCCUGGUGAAAAGAAA
Messenger RNA from Heteronotia binoei (common prickly gecko), 528 nucleotides. RefSeq names its product apolipoprotein C1 (gene APOC1). The transcript is spliced from 3 exons. The coding region runs from base 20 to 301 and encodes 93 amino acids. Gene Ontology annotation, molecular function: phospholipase inhibitor activity; fatty acid binding. Gene Ontology annotation, biological process: negative regulation of cholesterol transport; negative regulation of lipid catabolic process; triglyceride metabolic process. Gene Ontology annotation, cellular component: extracellular region; very-low-density lipoprotein particle; high-density lipoprotein particle. NCBI's taxonomy places the organism in Eukaryota, Metazoa, Chordata, Lepidosauria, Squamata, Gekkonidae. The record is from RefSeq and is a predicted model, not a curated record.